AUGUCAACUACUGGUGCUGCCACUCCACUCUCGGGCACCACCACUAUAAACCCAACCAACUCCAACCAGGAUAAGAUCGAGGUUGCACACGAUGCCAACGAUCACUCCGAAAACCACUCCGCCAACGCCGUCGGAAUCCCAAAGAAGCCAGCUUCCGCUUACAUGCUUGUCUCCUGCUUAUGUGUCAUGGUUGCUUUUGGUGGUUUCGUCUUUGGCUGGGACACCGGUACCAUUUCUGGGUUUGUCAACAUGUCUGACUUCAAGCAGAGAUUUGGUCAGCUCAACUCCGAGGGCGAGUACUACCUCUCCAACGUUAGAACUGGGUUGAUUGUGUCCAUCUUCAACAUCGGGUGCGCCAUCGGUGGGAUUGUCCUCGGCCGCUUGGGUGACAUUUUUGGCCGUCGUAUGGGUUUGAUUAUUGUCAUGUGCAUCUACGUUGUGGGGAUUGCAAUCCAGAUUUCCUCUACUGACAAGUGGUACCAAUACUUUAUUGGUAGAAUUAUCUCUGGUUUGGCCGUUGGUGCCGUUGCCGUUUUGUCUCCAAUGAUGAUUUCCGAAACCUCUCCAAAGCACAUCAGAGGCACUUUGGUUUCUUGUUACCAGUUGAUGAUCACCCUUGGUAUCUUCUUGGGUUACUGUACGACCUAUGGGACCAAGUCCUACACUGACUCCAAACAGUGGAGAAUCCCAUUGGGGUUGUGCUUUGCUUGGGCCAUCUUGAUGGUUAUCGGGAUGAUCUCCAUGCCUGAAUCACCAAGAUACUUGGUUGAAAAGAACAAGCUUGACCAGGCCCGUAAGUCCAUUGCCAGAGUCAACAAGUUGCAAGCCGAAGACCCCGCCGUGCAGCACGAGGUUGAAUUAAUCGCCGCUGGUAUUGAAGAAGAACAGGCUGCUGGGUCUGCCUCUUGGAUGGAAUUGAUUACGGGUAAGCCAAGGAUCGGCUACAGAGUAAUUAUGGGAAUCAUGUUGCAAUCCUUGCAGCAACUUACAGGUGACAACUACUUUUUCUACUACGGCACCACCAUCUUUAAGGCCGUUGGUUUGAACGACUCCUUUGAAACCUCUAUUAUUUUGGGGAUUGUCAAUUUUGCAGCCACCUUUGUUGGUUUGUACGUGGUUGAAAGAUACGGCCGUCGUAAGUGCUUGUUGGUUGGCUCUGUUUGUAUGGUUGCUUGUUUCGCCAUUUUCUCCUCUGUUGGUGUCACCCGUUUGUAUCCGAACGGUCCUGACCAGACUCCAUCCAAGCCAGCUGGUAACGCGAUGAUUGUGUUUGCGUGCUUGUACAUUUGCUUCUUUGCCGCUACGUGGGCAGGUGGUGUUUUUGUCAUCAUUUCCGAGACCUAUCCAUUGAGAAUCAGAUCCAAGGGUAUGGCUGUUGCCACCGCGGCCAACUGGCUUUGGGGUUUCCUCAUUGCCUUCUUCACUCCAUUCAUCACUUCCGCCAUUAACUUCUACUACGGUUAUGUGUUUAUGGGCUGUUUGAUCUUCUCCUUCGUCUACGUCUACUUCUUCGUCUGUGAGACUAAGGGGUUGACCUUGGAGGAAGUUAACGAGAUGUACGCCGAGGGUGUCUCCCCUUGGACUUCCUCUAAGUGGGUCCCAGGCUCUAGAGCCUUGGCGGUUGAGAUCGACCAAAAGCCAGAGGUCUUUAACGUUUAA
This is a messenger RNA of Babjeviella inositovora NRRL Y-12698, 1659 nucleotides long. Its product is annotated as sugar porter family MFS transporter. Gene Ontology annotation, molecular function: carbohydrate:proton symporter activity. The coding region runs from base 1 to 1659 and encodes 552 amino acids. The transcript has a single exon. The record is from RefSeq and is a predicted model, not a curated record. Gene Ontology annotation, biological process: carbohydrate transport; transmembrane transport. Gene Ontology annotation, cellular component: plasma membrane. Lineage: Eukaryota; Fungi; Ascomycota; Pichiomycetes; Serinales.